AUGGGGUUUCCAAUGAAUGAGGAAUAUUUGGAAGCUAAAACGAUUGACAACAACGACAAAUGUUCCAGAUUAUCAUCUGGGAAAGAGUUAGCGACAUUUGAUGCUAGUGAGAUUAACGUUCAAAGUCUUUGGAAUAGCAACGAAAUUCACGAUGAUGCACCAAUUUUGACCUGUGGAAGUGAUAAAGAUGUUCAAGAUUCUACAAGAAAAAAGAAAAUCUAA
This is a messenger RNA of Entrophospora sp. SA101, 222 nucleotides long. Lineage: Eukaryota; Fungi; Glomeromycota; Glomeromycetes; Entrophosporales; Entrophosporaceae. The record is from the annotation of a GenBank genome assembly.